Molecule: messenger RNA, 2273 nt
Organism: Hippocampus zosterae (dwarf seahorse)
Lineage: Eukaryota; Metazoa; Chordata; Actinopteri; Syngnathiformes; Syngnathidae
Product: keratin, type II cytoskeletal 8-like
Exons: 9
Coding region: 30-1559 (509 amino acids)
Biological process (GO): intermediate filament organization; keratinization
Cellular component (GO): keratin filament
Molecular function (GO): structural constituent of skin epidermis
Source: RefSeq, a predicted model, not a curated record
ACCUCGUUGCUACAGAAUCCUUUGAGACCAUGUCUGUCAGAGCUGUGAAGACCACCACCUUCUCCACCUUGUCCACCACAAAGGGCCCGAGUCAGGGCUUCAGCAGCCGCUCCUUCUCUGGCUACGGCGGCCGAGGCGGGGGUGUCACCAGGCAGAGCUGCGUAGUCCGCGGCGCCUACGGUGGGGUGGGCAGCAGCGGCGCCGCCGUUGGCGUCGGAGGCUUCAAGGUGGUCGGUGGGUAUGUUGCCGGGGGGUCAGGCCAAAGAGCGGGUGGAUUCGAAUUCGGCUAUGGGGGCUUUGGUGGACGUUUGGGUGGUGGUAUGGCCCAAGAAGUGGUGGCCCCCAUCACAGAAGUGACUGUGAACAAGAGCCUACUGGCCCCCUUGAACCUGGAGAUUGACCCCACCAUCCAGUCGGUCCGCAUCCAGGAGAAGGAGCAGAUCAAGACCCUCAACAACCGUUUUGCGUCCUUCAUUGACAAGGUACGCUUCCUGGAGCAGCAGAACAAGAUGCUGGAGACCAAAUGGAACCUCCUGCAAGAACAGACCACAACCCGCUCCAACAUCGAUGCCAUGUUUGAGGCCUACAUUGCGAACUUGCGCAGGCAACUCGAUGGGCUGGGCAACGAGAAAGUCAAGCUGGAAGCAGAACUGAAGAACAUGCAGCUUCAGGUGGAGGACUUCAAGAGAAAGUAUGAAGAUGAAAUCAACAAACGCACAGCUGCAGAGAAUGAGUUUGUGGUCUUGAAAAAGGACGUUGACGCUGCCUACAUGAACAAGGUGGAGCUGGAGGCCAAAUGCGAUGCUCUUCAGGAUGAGAUCAACUUCCUCAGAGCCAUCUAUGAGGCUGAGCUCCGGGAGCUGCAGUCCCAGAUCAAGGACACCUCUGUCAUUGUGGAGAUGGAUAACAGCCGUAACUUGGAUAUGGAUUCCAUUGUGGCCGAAGUGCGCGCUCAGUAUGAGGACAUUGCCAACCGCAGCAAGGCUGAUGCAGAGGCCUGGUACAAGCAGAAGUAUGAGGAGAUGCAGAGCUCCGCUGGACAGUACGGUGAUGAUCUUCGCACAACCAAGGCUGAGAUUGCUGAGCUGAACCGCAUGAUUGCCCGUCUUCAGAAUGAGAUUGAGGCGGUCAAGGCACAGAGGGCCAGCCUCGAGGCUCAGAUUGCGGAGGCUGAGGAGCGUGGAGAGUUGGCGGUGAAGGAUGCCAAGCUCCGCAUCAAGGAUCUGGAGGAAGCCCUCCAGAGAGCAAAGCAGGACAUGGCCCGCCAGGUGCGUGAAUACCAGGAGCUGAUGAACGUCAAGAUGGCCCUGGACAUUGAAAUCGCCACCUACAGGAAACUGCUGGAAGGAGAGGAGACCAGACUGCUCUCUGGACCCACUAGCGCAACCAUCCAUGUGCAACAAACCGGCUAUUCCAGCGCUCUUAGCGGUUCUGGAAUGGGCAGCAUGGGAUAUAGCAGCGGGUCUGGUAACUAUGGCGGCAGCACUAGUGGAGGUUAUGGUGGUUCUACCAUCACCAAGUCCACACUGUCCACAAGCAGCUCCAGAAGAUACAAUUAAGAAGGAGAGCAGUCCCUCUUCCCCUUCUGAAAAUCUUAAAUUGACCAAAAACAUCUGCUUACCCUUUCACAAUGCACAUAGAACAACGGUGCAGGCAUGAUAUUCCAAAAGAAAAUGCGAUUUUGCCAAAUUAUGUCAGUUUAAAAAAAAAACAGCUACCAGUGGUGUUCCAAGAAUCACUGCGUCCAUUUAUGAAUUAUACAUAUGCGGCAUUCAUCAUCAUUUAAGAGUUUCUGAAAGUAAACGUGGCUCAAAACAUGGGGCCGGUCAGUUGCAAUGCAAAACGUUUCAUAUUUGUGCACUGACUUCCAAGAAAUUGGAGAAGAGAAGCAAAAGAGGUACGGGAUGUUGGAACUAUGCAAGAGAAUUAUUUGACAUUUCUGCAUACAAUCUGGAAGAACAGAUGCUCUGAAAGAGACAAGUAGACUGCUCCUGUUCUCAGCAAAAGUCUCCAAUUUUUUUAUAAUUUGAGUGCCAACACCAGUGAAGAGAACGGGAGAUGAUCCAUAAGUACGGCGUUUACAUGUUUACAAAUAAGAGACAAGAUUUGUUAAAAAGUUAGCACCUAGAUCUUUUUUUGGGGCCUCUGUCAGAUUAUUUUUUUUCUUAGUUUAACACUUCCGUGCCUUGAUGCUUCAGUAAUGUUGAAACCGGAUUUAUUUUGGAAAGAGCCUCCUAGCAACAUCACAUCGCCAAUAAAUCUGAGUACCAGAA